AUGGAUGAUGAUGAGUUUGGGGAGGAUUUUGUCGACGAGGAUUUCCUUGAGGUAUUGGAUCAGGUAUCUUCAUCCAAUAGAACCCGGCCUGUCCCGCAACCGUCAUCAAAUGAUGUGCAGUUCGAAAAUAAGACCUGGACGAAAUCGAAUUCUCUAGCAGCUGCGACACAAGAGCUCGAAGAUUUACCCUCAGAUGCUUUCUCCUCACCCGAGCCAAAAAAAUCAGCAUCUUGGAAUGCCUCAAAUGGACCUAGAGUGCAAGACGGUCUGACUAGGACUGCUUCGGGAAACUUUCGGCAAAGGACGUUAUGGGGGACGGAGGUUCGUGAAGAUGCGCCUUUCCAUACUCAAGCUCCCAUACAGAGAGUCUUUCGAGCAGACAUGCCUCACGAGGAGCCGAGUCAUCACGAAUUAGAUAGGAAGGAAAUGGAAACGUGGGUCUACCCAACAAAUCUAGGCGCGAUUCGAGAUUACCAGUUCAGCAUUGUUAAGAACAGCCUGUUUAACAACACCCUCGUUGCUUUGCCUACAGGCUUGGGCAAAACAUUCAUUGCCGCAACAGUCAUGCUCAACUUUUAUCGAUGGACAAGAUCAGCCAAGAUCGUUUUUGUGGCCCCUACGAAGCCUCUGGCCGCCCAACAAAUAGACGCCUGCUACAACAUCGUCGGCAUCCCGCGAUCACAUACGACCUUGCUGACGGGAGAUAUUCAGCCAGCUCUGAGAGCCGAUGAGUGGGAAAAGAGGCGCGUAUUUUUUAUGACACCACAAACGCUACUCAAUGAUCUCUCUCAUGGGUAUGCGGAGCCUAAAAGCAUCGCCCUUCUUGUGAUUGACGAGGCCCAUCGUGCUGUUGGCGAAUACGCAUAUGCAAAAGUUACAAAACUUAUUAGAAGGUUCUCCAAGAGUUUCCGAGUUCUGGCCUUGACCGCAACGCCAGGCUCAAAAAUUGAGACGGUCCAAGAAGUUAUUGACAACCUGGGCAUUUCACACUGCGAAAUCAGAACAGAAGAUUCGAUUGACAUCAGGCAGUAUGUCCACCAAAGAAAUGUCGAAAAAAUGGUUCUUGAACCAUCGGAUGAAAUGAACCUUGUCAGCGAGCUGUUCACAGAAGCAUUGAAACCGCUUGUCGACAAACUUGGCUCUCAGAAUACUUAUUAUGGUCGAAACCCAAUGGCAAUGACUACGUAUGGGUUGAUGCAAGCUCAGAAAGAAUGGUUCGCAACUCGAGGCCGGCAUGCAAAUCAGGGCGUCCAGUUCAUGAUGCGGGCAAUCUUUGGUGUGCUGACUAGUCUGGCACACUCGAUAAAACUACUUAAUUUUCACGGGAUUAAGCCAUUUUAUGAUAAUAUGAAAGACUUUAGAAGCGAGCAGGAAGGCAAGGGCGAAAAAGGAUCGAAAUACAAGCGGCAACUCAUCGAGCAUUCCAGUUUUCAGAAAAUGAUGGACCACAUCUCGCGAUGGCUGAGAGCAGACGGCUUUGUUGGCCAUCCCAAACUUGCGGCGUUGGUAGACUGCGUUCUGAACCAUUUCAUGGACCAAGGAGAAGGCUCGGCUACCCGAGUGAUCGUAUUCAGCGAGUAUCGGGAUUCAGCAGAAGAUAUAGUGUGCCAACUUAAUAAGCACCAACCGCUUCUCAAGGCUAGCGUCUUUGUGGGACAAGCGGACGGAAAACGAGGGGAAGGGAUGAAACAAGCACAACAGAUCCAGACUAUUGAAAAGUUCAGAAAGGGCGAAUUCAAUGUACUAGUGGCCACCUCCAUCGGUGAAGAAGGACUGGACAUUGGCCAAGUCGAUCUUAUUGUUUGCUACGACUCAUCCGCUUCGCCAAUUCGGAUGUUGCAGAGAAUGGGCCGAACUGGACGAAAGAGGGCAGGGAAUAUUGUUCUGCUACUAAUGAGAGGAAAAGAGGAAGAUCAAUUUGCCAAAUCCAAGGACAGCUAUGAGAAUAUGCAAAAACUUAUAUGCGAAGGAAGCCGAUUCAACUUUCGAUUUGACCUGUCAACAAGAAUCGUUCCCCGGGAAAUUAGACCAGAGGUGGCCAAGAAGUUUGUGGAGAUACCUAUUGAAAACACGCAGGACCGAUCUCUACCAGAGCCAAAGAAACGUCGCACUGCUGCCGGAAAGAAGAAACCACCCAAAAAGUUUCACAUGCCUGAUGGGGUGGAAACUGGGUUUCGAAAAUUGUCGUACUAUAUGAAAAGUGGCUCAGAGCUAGAACCAUCGAGACCUAAACAGAACCUAGAGUUAAAUGACCUAGAGAGCAUUCCGGAUUUGAGUAGUGUGGUUCUGACCGAGGAGGAGCUUAAGGAGCUCGACAGAUCUUACCGCGACCUACCUUUCAAUCAUAGCGUGGUUGAAGAAACAGACAUGCCUAGUGUGACUGCAUAUCCCCUUUUUCAGAGGCAGUUGCGGCCAGUGGCAAACCUGAAACAUGGCACUUGCACUCGACGCUUUGUCAAGCUCUUGGCAAAGAUGGGCACUGAGCCCGAGAGCCUCGUCAGACAAUGCCGGUCGACGGAUACCAGCCGCUUUCAAGAUAUAGCGGUGAGACCUUUUGUUGAAUCUGACGGAGAAUCAGAAGAGGACGAUACCUCUGACUCAGUAACAAAGAAGCGAUCGACUCGCCAGCGCUCUGUGGGGGCGGAUCAUGAAGAAUCACAGCCUUCAAGAGGCAAGAGAAGGAAGAUUUCGACAACUUCUAUCCCUGGACCGUCAGAACUAGAAGAUGAUACAGAGGCCCCGGCAAUGAAUGGCGGGGCUCGCAAGAGGACCAAGAAGCCGAAGAGUAAACGAAAGGGAAGAAAAACGAAACAAAGAACCGGCAUCAAUAGCGAUGAACUUGGUGACGAUUGUGAGCGGGAUAGUGAUUUGAUAGAAAGUAGCGGAUCAGAUGAUGGAGCGGAUCUCUUGGACUUUGUUGUGGCAGAUCGUCAAACGACAUCAAGCAUGGUCGGAUCGCAGGUCACAUCACCAACGACGGCGUCAGCACAAAGUACGCCCAAGGCGAAAUCAAAGCAGCCGUUUUACGUUCCUACACGCUUCUCAGCAACACAGGAAAGCGACGACAUGCCCGACGUCAACACGCUUGUUGGGAGAAAAUCAUUUGAGAAGGUCAUUUCAAUGGACGCAUCAGAUUCAGAUCUUGAGCACCUGGCUGCAAAACGCCCUGCCCGUGGCAGAAGACAAGUAAUCGACAGUGACAGUGAAGCAUAA
Messenger RNA from Metarhizium acridum CQMa 102, 3213 nucleotides. It is a transcript of the gene MPH1, whose product is annotated as 3'-5' DNA helicase. Gene Ontology annotation, biological process: interstrand cross-link repair; double-strand break repair via synthesis-dependent strand annealing. Gene Ontology annotation, molecular function: 3'-5' DNA helicase activity; four-way junction DNA binding; hydrolase activity. The record is from RefSeq and is a predicted model, not a curated record. Lineage: Eukaryota; Fungi; Ascomycota; Sordariomycetes; Hypocreales; Clavicipitaceae.